AGUACGGCGCGGCACUUCCCGCUUAGUUUAAAAACUAUACAACUGUGUCACAGUUUCUUCGAAUUUUCUUUCAUUUUCUUUCUCCAAGAAAAUUCAAGACUUUGUUUCCCAGAUCACUGCAGGGUUUCACUUUUCACCUGCCUUUCAUGGACUCUCCUCCUAGACGUCGUCCAAUUCCUUCCCCACCUUCGUCUCGUCCCCCCGGAGAGGCCUUUGUCAAUUUCAAUUUAAUCAGCAGUCUUCCUCCAAAAAAUUCAACCAACAGAGUGUGGUACCCACAAAAGUUUUCAGAAUCUAAUUUGCCACCUCCACCACCUGUGUUUGCAUCACCCCAUAUAGAUAUGCAGCGGGAAAGCAGUCUUCUCACAAGUGGAAACAUAAUUGCAGCAGAUGGGGUUUUGAAUACACUGGUUGCACCCACAGGUCAUCAGGGGGUUGAUGGAAGGUUGAAUGAUCUACCAGAUGUACCAACAAGAAAAGUAAAUGGACUUUGGGACCCUACUUCAGGAGCACAACAUUCUGAACAAUUUGGGUCUCAGACUUUUGUGUCAUAUGAAGAUUGUCUCAGAAGUUCAAGAGUAGUGUUCAAAGGAUCUUUUGAGGAGGCUGGUCAGCACCAAGGUAUGCAUAGACAUCUUCAGUUUGAGAUUGCAGGUGCUUGCAAUUCUGUCACGACUGAGAACAGUCACAAUUCUUGGAGACUGGCAAAUAAUUAUGCUAGUUCAAGGUUACCUGAGAGUCAGCUUUCAUUUCAACAAGGAGGAAUCUUCAGAAACCAGACACCAGUUAGUCACUCACCAUUGCUUUCCCAUUGGUCUCUAUGCCCGGCAAGAAUACCAGAAAUUCUCACUGGAAUGGCUGGAAACUCAGCCAUUUUAGCUCCAGGGAACUUGUUUACUUCAGAAGUUAAUGAUAUGACCGCGGAUUUAAACCGAAUUAGUCCAAGAAAGAUGAGGAAGACAGCAACACACACCACUGAGAGUGAUCGCAAGCAUUGCAAUUGUAAGAGGACCCAAUGCUUGAAACUCAGUUACUGUGACUGCCUUGCAGCAGGAGUGUAUUGUACAGAUUCUUGUGCAUGCUCUAACUGCUUGAACAAGUCUGAAAAUGAAGGCGUGGUACAAAUCAUUCGAGAGAAAAUCGAAUCCCGUGAUCCACUUGCAUUUGCUCCAAGGAUUGUAAACCCUGACACUGACACUAGUGUGGAAGAUGGGAACUGGACGACCCCAUCAUCAGCCAGGCAUAAGAGAGGAUGCAAUUGCAAGAAGUCAAUGUGUCAGAAAAAAUAUUGUGAAUGCUAUCAGGCUGGAAUUGGAUGCUCUGAUGGAUGCCGAUGUGAGGAUUGUAGAAAUUCCUUCGGCAUAAAGGCAGAUAGAAGGGCUGAAAGAUGGGGAGUUCAAAGUCAUGGGGAGCUGAACAUGGGGGGAGCAGAUCAAUUCUCCCCAGAAUGGGAAGGAAUUACUGAUAUCAACCAAAUUACUCCAUUGUCUCAUCCUCACUCAGGGGCAGGGGCUUCCUCAGCUUCACCCAAUCCAAGAGACUUCCCUGAAGUUCUGCAUGCUGAAUUAUAUCGAGGAAAUAACAGUCAGACAUCAGCUGGUGCCCUUCAUUGGAGCAGUUCAUCCAACACUCUUGUGCCUCUGCGACAUGGGAAUGAGGCCCCACAAGAACUCAGUUCUGACAGUGCGCAACAUGCCUUGACAAAGGAUGAUGAUACACCAAAGAUACUCAGCUCUUCCCCCAACGGACCAAUGCAAGCUUGCUCAUCAAAUCAGAAGUGCGUGUCUCCUCCACAAAUUCAAUUGAAGGAUACGAGUUUAAGACCUUCACCAAGCUUGACAAAUGAACAGACAAUCAUAAGGCUGGGUACACCUUCUGUCCGUCCUUUUAGCUGGUGUAGUAAUUCUAAAGAUGGUAUUCCUCAAAUCAAAAGUCAUCCCAAUGACAGCACCAGCAAUCAGUGACUGCUUGCAUGGAGUGAGGGCUAAUGAUAUGCGGUUGGCCUACAUGGAUAGGAUGUUUACAAACAAUAUGGACUUACAGCUCAAUAACAAUUUUCCAGGUUUAUGUAAUUGUGGCCAACCACAAUUCUGUGCAUAAUUGAAGUACCUAUCAGUGCUUUUAUGGCUCUUAGGAUCA
Messenger RNA from Vitis vinifera (wine grape), 2139 nucleotides. Its product is annotated as protein tesmin/TSO1-like CXC 3. Gene Ontology annotation, molecular function: DNA-binding transcription factor activity. The transcript is spliced from 12 exons. Lineage: Eukaryota; Viridiplantae; Streptophyta; Magnoliopsida; Vitales; Vitaceae. The record is from RefSeq and is a predicted model, not a curated record. The coding region runs from base 147 to 1964 and encodes 605 amino acids.